This is a messenger RNA of Gongylonema pulchrum, 237 nucleotides long. NCBI's taxonomy places the organism in Eukaryota, Metazoa, Nematoda, Chromadorea, Rhabditida, Gongylonematidae. The record is from the annotation of a GenBank genome assembly.
UCAACACCACGUUUUCUUGUUGAGAAAUUCACAACGACUGAUUGCGUAAUGCGGAUCAAGAAUGGCGAUGAAGGGCAUGGAGAAGAACGAGUUGUGGGGUGGGAGGUAAUGGAUUCGAAAUCGCUCUCGGCAAAAAUUUUUAAUUUGACAGCGAUGCUCGUCUUGCGAUCUGACCUGGAAGAGGGCAUCGCGGGGAGCACUGCUCACUUCAGUCCUGACAAUGCUAUGAUAACUUAA